UGGCCACUUCGUGUGGUCAUGGCGAAGCGGGCAUGGCAAAUAAAGUUGAAAGUUUACUAGAAUGUUCAGUUUGUUUGGAAACACUGAAUGAUCCACGCACUUUGCCAUGCUUUCAUUCAUUUUGCAAGGUUUGCUUGGAGAAAAUUGUUCGGAUUGAACGCAAGAAAGCAAAGAUUGAAGAUUUCAAUUGUCCUUCGUGCAGGUCUGUAUUUCAGUUGAAAUCAGAUCAGGAAGUAGCAGAGUUGUCUAGCAGUCAUUUUAUCCGAAACAUGCUGGAAGCUGUUCAACUACAAAACCGAGCGAAGCAUGCCCAUUGCUCGAAAUGCAAUAAACGGCAAGCAAGUUGCCGUUGUUUGACAUGCGAACUGUUCUUGUGUGACGCGUGUUUGGCAGAGCAUAACUCGGUAUUGGAGAGUUGGCCUAGUUUUAAGAAAAUCCCAUGCUCUGUGUUAAGCAUUGAGGAGUUAACAAAGCCUGAAAACCAGUCAAAGAUUAAAGGCAGCAAAGUUUUGCAUUGUAGUAAACACGAGGGGAAAAAACUGAAGUUUUAUUGCGAGACAUGCAAGAAACUUAUCUGUAGAUAUUGUAUGGAUUUUAUUCAUACCCGACCAGAUCAUGAAUGCGCACCAAUAGAGCAUGUCGUUGAGAAGCGAAAGGAAUUUCUAAAGAACUCGGUCGGUACACUGGAAAAGAAAUUAACCCGUGGCAAUGAAGCUCUACAAGUCACAUCUGUUGUGGAAGAGAAGUUCAAAAGCAACACUCAGAAGGCUAAAGAGUCGAUCAUCAAUGAAAAGGAACGAGUGAAAGAUAUAUUAUUGCAACGCUUGGAAGAGAAUGCACAGAAAAGAUGUGAUGAAGUUGAUGAAUUUUACAAAAGUACACAUGAAAAAGUAAUUGCAAAGCAGCAGAAGGAGAUACAGUCAUUUGUGAAUGAAGUUAAUGUGUCGUAUGAUUUGGCAAAGAAGAUUUUAGAGAAUGGUACCAAUGUGGAAGUUAUCGAAUCAGAAAGAAUGGUGGCAGAGAGGUUGGGAGGUGUAGAGAAGGAGGAAAAAAUAAAGAUUACACAGAUCAAUGAUGUAGAUAUUGAAUAUGUCAAGAAACCCAUUGAUGUUAAACAGCUAGAAAAGUUUCUGGAAUUGGGUGAUGUGAAAUUAAAAGGUAAUGAAACACCAAAGUUAGCAUGCAGUGGCUAUGGUAUAUAA
This is a messenger RNA of Paramuricea clavata, 1202 nucleotides long. NCBI's taxonomy places the organism in Eukaryota, Metazoa, Cnidaria, Anthozoa, Malacalcyonacea, Plexauridae. The record is from the annotation of a GenBank genome assembly.